AUGUUGCGUUUGAGAGUCACUGUCCGAGAGUCACUGUCCGAGAGCCUGUCGAUCAAUUCUCUGAGAGCUGUUUUAUACGAACCAGUUGCGCACUAUUCUGAAAGUAGCUAUCGCGAGAGAAAGAGAAAAAUGUUGUCACCGCGGAAAGAAUGGAAUAAAAAUGAUACAUUUAAAUUAAUUGCAUUAUAUGAACAUCAGCCAAUAUUAUGGGAUAAAAAACAUAUGGAUUAUAGAAAUCGUGAAAAAAAAAAUAAAAUAUUAAGUGAAAUUGGAUUACAUUUUGAAUGUUCAAUAGAAGAAAUUCAGAGGAAGAUACAUAAUUUGAGAAAUCAAAUGUCACAAGAAUUAAAAAAAAAGAAAAAAAGGAAAAAAGGAACCGAUGAAAUAGAGGACUCAAAUUGGAUUUAUUUUAAUGCCCUGAAAUUUUUAAUUCCACCACUUACGAUAAAUGUGACACAAUCAUUACAUACGCAGACAUCGAUGUCUAUUAAGAAAGAAAAUGUAUUUUACGAAGAAAAUGUGGAGAUGGAAGAAACGACCAGCCCAAGUACAACAUCAUCGAAAAAAAUAAAGCGAGAAAUUGAUGAUAACCAACUCUUUAAAACGACAUUAAGUAGCUCGUAUCAAGAAGUGGAUGAAUAUGAUAAAUUUGGUCAAUAUGUAGCCUUAGAAUUAAAAACCUUAAAAUCUGAUUUUAAUAAAGCAAGAUUAAAAAGUGAAAUAAGAAAAAUAAUAGUUCAGAUCGCGGAUGAAGAUUUGUACGAUAGUAUAAAUCCAUUGUCAUCUUCUAUGUCAAUGCCGUCUCCUUAAUUAGCACGCAAUUUUAUAAAGAAAUUUAUAUAUACAUCAAUAUAUAAUUUAAUAAUGAAAAGUAUAUUUUUUCUUAGACAAUAAUACA
This is a messenger RNA of Apis dorsata (giant honeybee), 898 nucleotides long. RefSeq lists its product as uncharacterized. NCBI's taxonomy places the organism in Eukaryota, Metazoa, Arthropoda, Insecta, Hymenoptera, Apidae. The record is from RefSeq and is a predicted model, not a curated record. The transcript has 3 exons. The coding region runs from base 1 to 810 and encodes 269 amino acids.